AUGUUCUUUUAUUUAAACAUUAGAAGUGAUUUACUUGGAUUAAUAUGUGAAUCAAAAAAGGCAAUAAUAGAAAUUACUGCACAAGAAUUGGAAUUAUUGAAAUCAUUUUUAAAAAUAAAUAUUAAUUCCACUUCACCAGAGUUUAGACAAAAAUUAUAUGGAAAUUUAAAUAAAUUAUUUAACAGAUUGGAGAUCAAUACAAACGGAUUAUUAAGAGAUUAUUUAUCCAGGAAGAAAUUUAUUGAAAAAAAUCGUCAUCUAAAUCAAAAAAAGGAGUUAGAGAAUGUUGUGAUGAUUGAAUUGGAUGAAAUUAAAAAGAAAUUCGAUAAAUAUGAGAGAUUUUUGAAUUGGUUGGUUGAAUUGUUGAUGGCUUCGUUGUAUCCUGGAGCAUCAUUUCAAAGAGUUUCUACCAGUUUAAAUAUUUUUAAAUUAUUAUUAAAUAAAAAUUUUUUUUGUGAAAAAUCAAACUUGGCUUAUGAGAUAUUGAGAGAAUUUGUUUCACCGUUGCCCGGAAUUGUCAAUAAUCAAGAAGAAGCAUUAACAAUAAAAUAUAUAUUGAAAUGGGCUUUUGAUCGUAUGAUAAGUGCAAGGGCUGUGGAAAGUGAUAGUGGUGCAAUGAUUUUUCGACUGGUAUUUAGGAAAUAUGUUAUAGAACUAGGUCAUAUUAUUGAUUUUGAAAAGGAAGAUAUUUUAAUUGAAGAAAGCAUUGUUUUUGAAAAAGAAGUUUGCGAAUAUUCUUUGGUUUCAUCUAUCAAUUUUAUUCAAAAAAUUUUAAGAAUAUUAAAGACACAAAUUAACAUCGCAUCAAAUAAUCUUUUAUUAGCAUCAAAAAAAUAUCCAAUGUAUGGAACAUUAAUUGGACUUCAAUAUCUAUUUUUAGAAAUUAAUUAUAAUUCAGAUUUUGUAAAAAAAAAUAUUUUAGAAUGGAGAGCUUUACAUAAAGAUGUUUUACAAUUGAUUGAUCAUGUGUGUCAAAUAGUUUUAGAAAUUUUAUCUAGCCCAUCACCUGAAGGUAAUUUGCCUGAAGGCGUUGAUGAUGGAGGAACAUUGGAUAUGAAUGAUGAUGAUAUAACGGUUGAUUAUGAUGAAUUCUAUGAAAAUGGAGGAGGAAGAGGAGAAGAAAUGAGUGAUGGUAAUGAUAAUAUAUUUGGGCCCAAACAUCAAAUUAUAUUGAGUUGUUGUUGGAGAACUGUUAAAGAAGCAUGUACUUUACUUGCAAUAAUCUUAUCAAGAACCCCCGCUUCACUAUAUUUGAAUAUUGAUUAUGAACAAGUUCGUAAAGGUGGAGAAUUAUUUAAGAAUUUAUUAAUUUCUAUAAGACAUCGUGGUGCAUUUUCAGCAAUAUAUCCCGAAUUUUUAAAAGUUUGCACCAGAUUAUUAUCAUCAAACCAAUCAGAUUUUUUUGGUUUACCAAAAAUUUGGUUGGAGGAAAAUAUAAAUGCCAUAAAGACAAAUUCGAUUUCAAUAACAAGAAGAAGUGCAGGAUUACCUUAUUAUAUAUUGGCAAUAGUUUACAGUGAGUCGUCAUCAUCGAAUCGUAGAAUGUUAUUACCUUGGGUGAUGAAAACUUUAUUUGAAAUUGGAUUUAAAGAAAUGUAA
Messenger RNA from Entrophospora sp. SA101, 1599 nucleotides. The record is from the annotation of a GenBank genome assembly. NCBI's taxonomy places the organism in Eukaryota, Fungi, Glomeromycota, Glomeromycetes, Entrophosporales, Entrophosporaceae.